AUGUGGCUGUGGAAGGGUUACGUCAUUUUAUUCCUCAUUAUUCGCAGCACCGAUUCUCAAAACGGAGCGACCUGUUAUACAUCAUCGGGAAUAACCGGUGUAUGCCGAAGUAUCACGUCAUGUCCUACCGCGUUCCAGUUGAAUAUCAACCCCUUUAGUUUGUUUGGAGCCGCUCCACGAGGAUGUCAAAACUUCCUGGGCAUUGGUAGCGUAUGCUGUUCGCUGGCAGCUUCAAAUGCGAUUCCCACAACCGCAACUGCACCACCGAGAGCAACCGAGCCUUUCGUCGUCCCGACUACUAGGCAGACCUCUACUUCUACUACCACUGCACGUCCUAGUGUUCAAUUGGAGUGUGUGCGAACGGAUGGCACCGUGGGACCCUGCGUUUCCGAGAAAACCAUACCCAGCACACCGAUGACAAUCAGUACUACCACGGUACGAUCUUCGACCAUUCGCACAACCACACCGAUCGUUCUACAGAAACGGUUGGAUAAGGAACCCAUUUUCGAUAAACCGGUAAUCCUGCCAACACCGAGCUCUGGUUGCGGAAUCAGCGAUGUACAACAUAACAGAGUGGUCGGAGGUGUACCAGCUGCCCUGCAUGGAUGGCCUUGGAUGGCUUUGGUUGGCUACGAUGAAGGUUUUGGUGACGUAGAAUUUCGAUGCGGUGGAUCACUUAUCACUGAUCGCCAUGUUCUUACGGCGGCGCACUGCAUUCUAGCAUCACUAUCUGUUGUGCGAUUGGGCGAACAUGAUAUGGACAAUCAAACGGAGUCGGCCCACGUGGAUGUUCCGAUUUAUAAGUACGUUUCUCAUCCAUCGUAUGAUACGUUCGAUGGACAUUCGGAUCUUGCAGUAUUGUUUAUGUCAAAAGCGGUGGAAUUCAAUGACGCGAUCAAACCCAUUUGUCUUCCCUCGGUAGACCCCGUGCGGAGUACUGAUUUCACUGGCUACAACCCUUUUAUAGCCGGUUGGGGACGCACUGACGAGUCGGGAUUGGAAGCGAAAGUACUGCAAGAAUUACAAAUACCAAUCCUCGAGAACGAAGAGUGCAGUCAACUGUACAAGAAGAUACGGAAGCAGUUUACCAAAAAACAGUUCAACGAAGCAGUGCUGUGCGCCGGGUUUUUGGAAGGUGGCAAGGAUUCGUGCCAGGGCGAUAGUGGAGGACCUUUGAUGUUGCCUUAUUUGAUCAACAAAAAGUUCCACUACUUCCAGAUUGGCAUCGUCUCCUACGGCAUUGGAUGUGCCCGAGCCGAGCUACCGGGUGUUUACACUAGAGUAGUUACAUUUGUCGACUGGAUAGUGCAGCGUAUUUCAACACAUUGAUACUGUAGUGAACUUUUCCGAUGCAAAACGAUCCGAUUCCAGACCCUACUAGCAAUAACAGCGUACACACAGAUUUUUCAUUAGUAGAUUAAAAUCCAGUAAAUAUAUUUGAU
Molecule: messenger RNA, 1442 nt
Organism: Anopheles nili
Lineage: Eukaryota; Metazoa; Arthropoda; Insecta; Diptera; Culicidae
Product: venom protease-like
Exons: 6
Coding region: 1-1329 (442 amino acids)
Biological process (GO): proteolysis
Molecular function (GO): serine-type endopeptidase activity
Source: RefSeq, a predicted model, not a curated record